This is a messenger RNA of Apodemus sylvaticus (European woodmouse), 108 nucleotides long. Its product is annotated as thymosin beta-10-like. NCBI's taxonomy places the organism in Eukaryota, Metazoa, Chordata, Mammalia, Rodentia, Muridae. Gene Ontology annotation, molecular function: actin monomer binding. The transcript has a single exon. Bases 1 to 108 code for a protein of 35 amino acids. Gene Ontology annotation, cellular component: cytoplasm. Gene Ontology annotation, biological process: actin filament organization; regulation of cell migration. The record is from RefSeq and is a predicted model, not a curated record.
AUGGUAGACAAGCCCAGCAUGGGGGAAAUCACCAGCUUCGAUAAAGCCAAGAUGAAGAAAACUGAGACGCAGGAGAACACCCUGCCGACCAAAGAGACCAUCUCCUAA